AUGUUAUCCUUCACCUAUAUCAAGCUGUAUUUGGGCAUCUGGGAGGACCCAGAGAGCAGAGUCCCCACCUAUGGCUUGUCUGCUGAGAUCAGCUGUGAUCACUAUGUGCCUUCUGCCCUCAACAUUGCUGGUGAGCCUUCUCCUUCUGCAGGAAACGUGUUUUUUGUGGAGACCUCAGAGCAAACUGCCCCGAGUUACCUGUUCUCAUGCUCUGUGGAGUCAGCAGCCAGGACAAACCCUGCAUCAAGAGUCGUGGUGUUCAUGAGAGGCUUGGCCAAAAAGAACACCUCCUUACCCAAGCACUGGGCUUUCUCCUUGCUGAGCUGCUUCCCCAAUGUGGAAUUCCGACCCCUGAACUUGAUAGAGCUCUUUUCUGGAACACCUCUGGCACAGUGGUACUUGUGGCCUCUGCGGCACUGGGAGCCUUAUUUUUUCCCUGUCCUGUCUGACGCCUGCAGGAUUGUCCUCAUGUGGAAAUUUGGUGGCAUUUAUCUGGAUACAGACUUCAUUGUGCUUAGGAACUUACAGAACCUCACCAAUGCCCUCGGGAUUCAGGAUCAUGAUGUACUGAAUGGGGCCUUUCUGUCCUUCAAGCCCAAGCACAAGUUCAUGGAGCUCUGCAUGCAGGACUUUGUGCAGGAUUACAAUGGCUGGGUCUGGGGGCACCAGGGCCCAGAGCUCCUAACUCGUGUCUUCAAGAAGUGGUGUCAUAUCCGGACUAUUGAGAGCAUGAGCUGCCAAGGUGUGAGGGCUCUUGCCCCAGAAGUUGUUUAUCCUAUUCCCUGGCAGGGCUGGAAGAAGUUGUUUGAGGCAGUCAGUGCCUCAGAGUUUCACAAACUCCUUCAGAACACCUAUGCAGUGCACGUAUGGAACAAACUGAGCCAUAAGACCAAGUUAGAGAUCCCCUCCCAGGCUCUGCUGGCUCAGCUCUAUUCCCAGUUCUGCCCUGCCACCUAUGCAAAGAUGAAACAGGACUCUGAACAGUUGUCAAGGCGUGCAGUGUGACCUGUGGGCCCUUGGCUGCAGGGAUGUUCCCCAGACUGAAGGAAACAGAGUGCCUUUGACCUUCCCCACAGCUGGUUUUUAGACCCCAGAGCAGGUGUUCUGUGUGACAGCUCUCUGGUUUUGUGCCUAAUGCCCCUGGUAUCUGCCUCACAUCCUCUGUGUUUCAAAUUUACAGCAGAACCUGAGUUCAGCCUCUCUUGCUGUCCUUCAGGGCCAGGGAAAGGGUGAACUUGUUCAUCAGUGUCCUUCAGCUGAUGAACUCUCUUGGUGUUUUCCAAUGGCUCCUCCUGUGAAUCCUGGCCUGAGCAGCCCCUUGUGAUGUUUCAACUAUAGGGGCCCCUGCCUUGCUCUCUGUGGCAUUUGAAAUUUUUAGAAAAUAUUCUGUGUUGGAGGGGACCCACAACCAGCAUGUGUCCAACCCCUGGCCCUACUGGGGAGCAGGACAGCCCCAACAAUCAUGCCCUGCACGUGACAGCUUCGUCCUUGGGGCUGUGACCUUUCCCUGAGGAGUCUAUUCACUGCCCCACCACCCUCUGGGGAAGACCCUUCUCCUGACACCCACCCUAACCCUGCCAUGACACAGCUCCAGCUGUUCCCUGGGUCCAUACAGCAGGGGUGCCCUGUCCCAGGGGCAGAAUCCAGCCUUGUCUUUGUUGAACUUCGCACAACUGGAGAUUGCCCAGCCCUGUCCUUUAUCCAGGGCUCUCUGCAGGGCCUCUUUGCCCUUGAGGGAGUCAACAGCUCCUCUCAGUUUUCUAUCAUCUACAAGCUUACUCACUAUCCCUUCCUGUCCUGCAUUGAAGCUUUCAAUGAGGAUUUUUAAGAGGAUGGGGCCUAAGAUGGCGCCCUGUGGGACCCCACAAGUGACAGACUGCCAGUCUGCUGUCACCCCAGUUGCUGUCAUUCUUUGUGCUACACCAGUGAGCAAGUUGCUGACCCAUCACACGAUGUGUUUAUCCAGCUGAUAACUGAGUUAGAUGAUAUCCGUAGCUUUACUGAAAUCCAGAAAGAUUACAUCUACUGAUGUGUUUUGAUCAACUGGGUGGGUUACCUUAGCAUGAAAGGAAAUUAGUUUUCAUAAGCAGGGCUGUCCUCUCAUGAAGAUGUGCUGGCUGUGACCAGUGACUGUGUUGUCCUUCAGGUGUUUUUCAAUACUUCCCAGAAUAAUCAUCAUCAUCUCCAAAAUUUUACCAGGCACUGGAGUGAGAUUGACAAGCCUGUAGCUUCCAGGGUCAUUCCUCUUGCCCUCUUUAAAACUGGGACCUCUCCAGAUUCCCAAGACUGUUCAAAAAUUAUCAAGAGAUGCCUUGUGAUGAUAUCAGCCAGUUCUUUAUGUAUUCUCAGAUUAAUCCCAUCACACCCCAUAGAUUUAUGGGGAUCCAGCUGGAGCAGCAGAUCCCUCACACCUUCAGGGUUAACUCAGAGUUUAUCAUUCUCAUAAUCACUCUUGCUUAGAGUGCUGGGACUUCCUUAGUCCAUGAUCAGUGUUGAAGACAGAGGCAAAGAAAGCAUUAAACAUCUCUGCCAUGUCCAU
Ficedula albicollis (Collared flycatcher) is the source of this 2539-nucleotide messenger RNA. Its product is annotated as lactosylceramide 4-alpha-galactosyltransferase-like. Gene Ontology annotation, biological process: protein O-linked glycosylation. The transcript has 2 exons. Gene Ontology annotation, molecular function: acetylglucosaminyltransferase activity. Lineage: Eukaryota; Metazoa; Chordata; Aves; Passeriformes; Muscicapidae. Bases 1 to 1005 code for a protein of 334 amino acids. The record is from RefSeq and is a predicted model, not a curated record.